GCGUGAGGGAAGAGAGCCAGGGUAAAGAAGGAGCAGAGGCGGUGGAUGAGAGAAGAGAAGAGGAGAGGCAUUGACUCAAAGCAUACACAUGGAAGAGAAGAAAACGACUAUUUCAUGUGCUCCCUGUGCAAGAGUGAAUAGUGUGGCUGUCUGACUGGAUUGUUAGUCAUCUGCUGCUCCAUAGUUAGAGGACAUACAAAGAGACACCGGCAGCCUGGGAAUACAGGAUUGCAUGAAGAAGAUGAACAGGCGCUGUGGGUUCUGUGGCUGUGAUUGCCGUCCUCAGACCCCGUAGCCACUUGUGCUGGUGCUGUCGCAGGCCGUUAGCCUCGCAGUAAGGCAGCAGCUGAUACAUAAUGAGCUCCAAACACUCCUCCGACUGGAUCCCCUACAGCACUUUAGAUGAUGAAGGCACCAACCUCCGGCAGCAGAAGCUGGACAGACAGCCACAUCAGUCUUCAGAGGCCAAUGCCGUCGGGGAAAGCUGUUACCAUGAAGGAGUGUGUGCCAUGUCCAAAUAAGCGAGCACUCCUUGAGCAGAAGCAGAAGAAGAAGAGGCAAGAGCCUCUCAUGGUCCAGUCCAACGUGGACGGGAGGUCCCGCACUCGUCGGACCAAACAGAGCGAGGAACAGGCUCCACUGGUGGAAUCCUACCUCAGCAGUAACAGCAGCACCAUCUACCAUGUGCAAGAAGCUGAACAGGAAGAGGCGAAAGCGAUAUCGGACACGCAGCUGAAUCGCUCAUCCAAAAAGGGCAAGGCAUCUGCGAGCUCCACUCCACAGACAGGCAGUGACAAGAAGGAGAAGAGGGGGAAACACAAAGCAAUUGAUGGCCCAGCUGCUCACCAGGACGACGGCCAGAUCCAGAUCCUGACUGUGGGUCACUCCGCCGCAGAGGAGGGCGAGACCGCGCCUGUCAUGAGUUGCACUCAGUCGCAGAGUAAACAGGAUCUGCGUGUCACCAUGCUGAAAAAAGGUAUAUCUAGCAGUAUGAAUUUUGAUGAGGAAGAGGAUGAUGUAGAUGAAAUUAGUUCCAGUUCUUCACAGCUCAACAGCAACACGAGACCGGGCUCGGCUACCAGCAAGAAGUCGUGCAAGGAGCUGGCCUCAGCCCCCUCUCCGCCAGCCACCGAACCUGCCAUUGAUGUUGAUGACUUGGAGGAGUUUUCUCUGCGACCUGCACCGCAGGGGGUUAGAGUUAAGUGCAGAAUCACCAGGGACAAGAAGGGCAUGGACAGGGGCAUGUAUCCAACAUAUUAUCUUCAUCUGGAGAGGGAGGAUGGCAAGAAGGUGUUCCUCUUAGCUGGUAGGAAGAGGAAAAAGAGCAAAACUUCAAAUUACCUCAUCUCCAUUGAUCCCACUGAUCUGUCUCGCGGUGGAGAGAGUUUUAUUGGUAAACUAAGGUCAAACCUCAUGGGAACGAAGUUUACAGUGUACGACAACGGUCUGAACCCGUGUAAGAGCACCACCAGCCUUGAAGCCAGCAAUCUACGUCAAGAGCUAGCAGCCAUUUGUUAUGAAACCAAUGUCUUAGGAUUCAAAGGACCUCGGAAAAUGAGUGUGAUCAUUCCUGGAAUGAACAUGGACCAUGAGAGAGUGUCUAUUCGCCCACGAAAUGAACAUGAGUCACUGUUAGCCAGGUGGCAGAACAAGAACACAGAGAGCGUGAUCGAACUUCACAACAAGACACCCGUGUGGAACGAUGACACGCAAUCCUACGUGCUCAACUUCCACGGCAGAGUCACUCAGGCUUCUGUUAAGAAUUUUCAAAUUAUUCACAACAAUGACCCUGACUACAUUGUAAUGCAGUUUGGCCGUGUGGCAGAGGAUGUCUUCACCAUGGACUUUAACUACCCAAUGUGUGCCCUUCAAGCCUUUGCUAUCGCCCUCUCCAGCUUUGACAGCAAGUUAGCCUGUGAAUAGACCCCAGCCUGAAGUUCAGAGAAGAGGUGGUCCAUCUGUCCUUAAGGGCUGUUAAUGUAUCCCUGGGACUCGUUUGGGAUCUCCAAAUGGCCCAGUUCCUUGGAAGUUCUGCAUAUCCCAAAAUGCUUUGUGGGCCUCCUGUUUCCAUGUGUACGUCUGUCUGAAGGGGGUGGGGGGGACUCUCAGGAUGGUCUCAGUUAGUGGAAGAAAACAAGCACAAAGAAUAAUCCACUCGCAAAUUUAUCUGUUAUUUUGUACUGUAUUAUAAAAAUCAACAAUUUCUUUCUGUAGUAGAUAUAGAAAUGUAACUUUUCCUUACCUGUACGUUAUAAACAACAGUUACACAUCAGUCGGUUUUAAGAACUGACUGGAUUUUAUGUAGUCUGCCUCAAAAAUAAAAGAAAAGAAAAAAGACAUUACACACUUCAUCAUGCAUGAAUACUGCUUAUAUAAAAAAAAUAAUCAAAAUUAACUUGAACGUCACACUGUAUUUAUUAUUUUGUUACUAACAUAUUUAUUACAGGAUGAUUUUGUUUUUUCUGCUGUCAUUUGUAACAGCUUUCUAAGCAUUCAAGUUGUCAACGCUGUUGUAAUAGACGCUCGCUGUAUAAAUAAAAUUUAAUUGAACUGAAUCAAAUCCCAAGAAAAUGACUUGUUUCCACAUGAGCUACUCAGACAUAAAAAGGGCAAAGGCAUGUUACAUAUCGCUGUGUACCCUGGACAGUUCAAAGUGUCAUAUAAGUGAAUGUAUAGGUUGAUGGUGCACUUUACUUUGAAGUGUGUGAUGGAAGAUAUACAGCUGUACAUAUUUUAUUGUGCCUUUGAAAACUAACUCCAGUGUUAAACUUUGGCCAUAAAUUGAGCUGAGUUUGGAUUUGUCUUUGUAUUUUUAUUUUUAUUUAUUUUUUGCCCUCCACUCAUGCAUUGUAGCUAUGAUCUAAAUUCAGUUGUUUAGUGCAAAGUUUACUUUUACGGAGUAAAUACCUCUGGUUGCAAAACUCCCAGGUGAUAAUAUCCCAAAGUGCAUAUCAAAGAACAACAUGUUUUGGCUAUUGUCAUGUAUGUUUAAAUUACACGUAGGCUCUAUAGAGAUGAGCAUUUAUUUAUGGUGUUUUGUACACCAGGCAGCAGAUGCAGCAGCUAUCCAAAGCACUCAGGCUUAAGUAAGUUUAUUCCAUCACUUGGUUUUACAUCUUUGAUUAACCUUAUACUCUAGCCAGGUGCCGUUUGAUACAUUCCUCAUCUGGCAGUAAUUCUUUAUGUCACAUGGUAUUCACAUUUUUACUCAAAACUGUACUCUUCUUGCUUGUCAUGGGGCAGUAUUGUUUUUCUUAAACAUAUGGCGGUAAAUUUUGUAUUUUAGGACCACGGAAAAAAAUACUGAAUGAUGGCAAAGAGCAAUUGCUAAUACCACAAGUGUAACUGUGCAUUACGAGAAAAUCCUUAUCAAAUGUGCUAUUCUUGUACUCAGUUGUGAUGAAACAAUUUUACAUUUCUAUUUCAAAUCUGUUGAUACUCUUGCUGUAAAGUUUGCUUUUCAUACAUGUGUUCAGGAACCAAAGGUUCUUUCACUUUUUGUUUUUAGUGCCGUCGUCACAAUGUAAAAAUAAAUGGUGUACAGUUUUCUGUGAUGUUGUACACACAGUCUUUGUUCAUGGAAA
Molecule: messenger RNA, 3584 nt
Organism: Cololabis saira (Pacific saury)
Lineage: Eukaryota; Metazoa; Chordata; Actinopteri; Beloniformes; Belonidae
Gene: tub
Product: TUB bipartite transcription factor
Exons: 13
Coding region: 403-1923 (506 amino acids)
Biological process (GO): protein localization to cilium
Cellular component (GO): cilium
Source: RefSeq, a predicted model, not a curated record